CACUAAAGUAAUCCCUUGAAUCCAAAUUAUAUUAAUAUGUUUUUAUCUAGAAAUAAUCUAAAUAUAUAAGGCAGUAGAUUUUUUGAACAAUGAGCUUAUGUUGAACUAAAUUGUAGGUCAAACUUUGAUAACGGGGUUGCAUAGUCGAAAAAAUUUUAACCGGUUUGCCCUUUACCUAGAUCGUAUCAUGGACGGUAAUGGCGAUUGAGGCAAAUCUAACAUGAACCAGUCAGUCGGCGCGAUACGGAAUCAUAUGCACUUUAUCAGUGCCACAAGCUAGCUUGUAAACAGGGUCAAUAAACCUCACACAUCAACCGAUAUUCAUCGGGAAUUGUUUUUUUUAUCACUUUGUUCAGUUUGCGUUCUGGUUUUGUGUAGUUAACACAAAAUGCGUCUAGUGAUCUUAGAUGAUUCGAAGGAUGUUGCAGAAUGGGCAGCGAAAUAUGUGACUAAACGAAUUAAUGAAUUCAAUGCUGGACCGGACAACUACUUUGUAUUGGGCCUGCCCACGGGCAGUACCCCAUUGGGAAUGUACAAGAAACUUAUCGAAUUUUACAAAGAGGGCAAAGUCAGUUUUAAGUACGUAAAAACUUUUAACAUGGACGAAUACGUCGGUUUACCCAGGGAACAUAAAGAGAGCUAUCACUAUUUCAUGUGGCACAAUUUGUUUAAACACGUAGACAUCGAUCCCAAGAACGUGCACAUCCUUGAUGGAAACGCCGAAGAUCUGGCAGCUGAGUGCACAAAUUACGAAAAGAAGAUCGCUGAAGCGGGUGGAAUUGAACUUUUCAUUGGCGGUAUCGGACCUGAUGGACAUAUUGCAUUUAACGAACCAGGAUCGUCGUUGGUGUCGAGGACGAGGGUGAAGACGUUAGCUCAAGAUACUUUGGAGGCUAACGCUAGAUUUUUCGACAAUGAUAUCAGCAAGGUGCCAAAACAAGCCUUAACAGUUGGAGUUGGAACUGUUAUGGAUGCUAAAGAAGUAAUGAUUUUAAUUACUGGUACCCAUAAGGCGUUUGCUUUAUAUAAGGCUAUAGAAGAAGGUGUUAAUCAUAUGUGGACCGUUUCUGCUUUCCAACAACAUCCGCAUACACUGAUGAUUUGUGACGAGGAUGCAACUUUGGAAUUAAAAGUCAAGACUGUUAAAUAUUUUAAGAAUGUGCAAAAUGAAUUGGCAAAGAAAGCCGAUAAUCGGAGGCUCUAAGCAAUGUUCAUCACAAGCUGAUUGAAGAUGAUAAAUCUAUUCAACAUACUAGGAUUGUUCAUUGAGAAUAUGUCGCUGGCGGAUCUACACAAUAAAUUGAUUGAUGGAUAACGAUAAUAUUUUUUUAAAAUUAUAGUAUUUUAUCAAAUUAUAAAUGUAUAUUUUUAAA
Messenger RNA from Aethina tumida (small hive beetle), 1373 nucleotides. Its product is annotated as glucosamine-6-phosphate isomerase. Gene Ontology annotation, cellular component: cytoplasm. The transcript has 7 exons. Gene Ontology annotation, biological process: D-glucosamine catabolic process; carbohydrate metabolic process; N-acetylglucosamine catabolic process. Bases 389 to 1204 code for a protein of 271 amino acids. NCBI's taxonomy places the organism in Eukaryota, Metazoa, Arthropoda, Insecta, Coleoptera, Nitidulidae. Gene Ontology annotation, molecular function: glucosamine-6-phosphate deaminase activity; identical protein binding. The record is from RefSeq and is a predicted model, not a curated record.